AUGCCAAAUGCUAGCGAAAACGAAAGAAAGAUAAAACGAAAGCGUUUUACUAGUGAAUCCAACGAUACCAAUAUUACUACCAAUACCAGCAUUACAAAUUCAAUCGCUUCAACUAACUGGUUGCGAGUAAUUCUUAACGAACAUGAGGUUGAUCCUACAAGUUUAACUUCAACUACUCCAAAUUCUACUUCCCCUUCUUCUCAGAAUUUUCCUCCAUCCGUUAAUUUAGUAAGUAAAGUGGUCGAAGUUUUGGGAAAUCUUUUGGAGGAAAUAAAACUUGAUAUUUGUGGAACUUUUUUAAAUCAAAGUAAAGGUCAUUUAAUUCCUGCAAGCUUUCUUCGAGAAUUUAAUAAACUCAUAAAAGAAUGUUCCUUCCCACAGCAACAACAAUCUUCUACAAAUAUCAAACCGUCAACUAUAAAAUCUGUGAAUCAACUUCAUUCAAUAAUUUCUACUCAACCUCCAACUCCCGAAACUGAGCUUUACUGCCAUGUCUUUAAUUUUUAUCGUCAAAUGACUGCUUUUCUAACUGUAGUUCAAAUGUUUUUUGAAUUAGUGGUCAUGGAUUUUCUAUGUGAACAACGUGAAGAUAUGAACUGUCGACGUACGUCAAUAGAUAGAUUUAUGAACAUUUUUCAUGAAGAGGAUAAUUUCUUUCAACUUCCUCGUCAUUCUUCAAAUAAUUCAUCUUGUGUUCUUCCUGAAGCCCCUAGUGUUUUAGAUCCUUGUAUGGGAAUUGGUUCUUUUCUUUGUGAAUUUAUCAAUAGACUUACUAUGGCCGCUCAACAAUGUCCUAAUGUUUGGAAUGAUCCAAAGGCUAUUUCUCAUUUACUCCAAUCUUUGGCUACGAAUCUUUGGGGUAUAGAAAUUGAUGCGUUUGCUUUUCAUCUUUGUAAACUGAACAUCACGAUGCAUUUAUUACCAUUAUUUAAACGAUUUCGAAAUUUAUCAUAUUAUGGAGAAUUGAAAUUGACUCGAUUACAUCUCUUUUGUAAUGAUACUUUAAAUUUGUAUCUUCCUCUUCCUAAACUUGAACGUACAUGGGAAUACGAAAAUUUACAAUUAUUACGCUCACCUCAAAGACUCAAGUUUGACUAUAUUGUUACAAAUCCUCCUUAUAUGAUCAGGAAAACCGGUUUUAUUUCUGAACCUGACAGUGAACUUUUUGAUGAAAGAGUAUUAGGAAAAGGUGGUAUGCAAGCUUAUGCUUACUUUUUUUGGUUCUGUGUGGAAAGAGUUAAAGAAGAAACUGGUGAAAUAUGUUUAAUAAGCGCGAGUCAAUGGAUGGGUUUAGAGUUUGCAGACAAAUUAAGAGCGUGGUUAUGGCAAAAAUGCCAUCUCGUAGAAUUCUUCCAAUUUGAGCCAUUUAAGGUUUGGAGGAAGAUACAAACCGAUUCUUUAAUUUUCCGUUUACGACGAAGAAAUGAACCUCUACUCCCGAAUGGAAUGUCUUCUGGUAGACCUUCUAGCUUCAUUGAACCACCUAUUGUCUUUUUGCGUUACAUGAACCGUAAAGCAACUUUGCAAGAAACACUUCAUGCAUAUUCAAAUUUUAAUCCUAACUCAACGCAAUUUGAUAAAGAAAUGCACUACAAAAUAACACCUCCUCAUCCUCAUACUUCACUUCCAUCAACUACAAAUUCUUUUUCAUUUACUUUCUUAAUGCCAACUUCUGCUGUGAGUGCUUACCUUCACUCGAUAACUGCUAAUUUUCCUUCCUUGUGUGACCAUUCAAGCAUAAAACCUACUUGGCAGGAAUGUAAUCCUUUGAUUUGGCAUAGAGGUCCUAAUACUAAUCCUGUAUAUGCUCUCGUUGUGCGUACCUCAUGGGCAUAUUCUAAAUUUGGUUCAGAAGUUUGUAAGCGUUGGUUACGUCCAGUUUUUUAUUGGAAUGGAAAAAAUGGUGGAAAAGAAGCAGAGUUUUGGCAGAAAAUGGGUGACGAAAUGCGUCUUGAAAAAAAAGAAAGUUCACCUGCUGAAGCAUAUGUACCUUUUCUCUCUUACAAUUCCAGUGGUUCUACUAUAACUAAAGGUUGUCAUGAAAAAGAUAAAUCUAUGUAUUCAUUAAUUAUGGUGGAUCGUGAUGCUGUAGACAAGUUACGCAAAGAACCUGGUGAAAACAGUGAAUUUUGGCAUUAUCUUAAGGAAGCUAGAAAACAGUUACAGACCGGAAUGACCUCAAGAGAAGUCGCAUAUUGCGGAACUAGUAAAUGUGGAAUUGACGUACAAACGAAGAUUAUACAUCCGAUUAAUUAUGGUUAUUUCUCUAAAAAUCAGCCACGUCAAAGAUUCUUCAUAGAUGAGGAUAAUGUUUGUGUAACCAAUCAGUGUAUUUACUUUACCAUCAAACCGACAACUAGACUUCCUUCGUAUUUCUUUCUUGGACUUCUUAACUCUACCACAAUUCAACAUUUUCUUUCCCACCAUUGUAAAUAUGAUCAGCAGGGUCGCAUGCGACUCUUCAGAGAGAAUAUGGCCAAAAUACCAUAUGCUGCACCAACUGACACGGAGGGGGUUAAUUGGUUUAUUGACUGUACUCAGAAAAUGAUAACUGUACGUCAAAUGCUCUAUGAAGGCAUUGGUUUAUGCGAUGAAGAAGAAAAGGUUGCAAGUGCUGUGGUAGAAAAAUUACGAAGAGGAUCUUGGCAACUAGCUGGGCGUGAAUGGCAAGAGAAAGAAUCUGAUUCUUAUAGUGACGAAACCAGCGUAGUUUUAAGAGAAGAACAGGAAGGAAAUUGGGUAAUGGUUAAACAAUGUCGUGGGAGAGGCGACAAUAUGGCGGAAUAUUCCUUAAUUCCUGGAGAAAUUUCAUCUUCUUCACUUCAACAGGACGAGAUAGGAGGGCUAACAUCCAAGCUACGAUCCGCGGCAAUAUUAAACGAUCAACGUUAUCCAAACACCAGAACACAUAUGAUGAAACCAUUUUUUGAAUCUCUCCUUCAUUCUUCUGCUUGCCUGCAAUAUGCGAUAGAUCAAUUUGUAUAUUCAUUAUAUGGCAUAGAUACAAAAUUUCAAGUAGCGUUAGAAGAAGAGUUAAAACUAGAAAUCUUUGAAGUUGUCAUCAAAAAAUAUCCUCGGUGGAAUGGACCUGUUAAUCAAAGUAACAGUAAUAAAUCUAACGGAACGGAAACCAGAGGAGUUAUACCAGAGUGGGGAGAAAGAUUGCUUUCUGAAGUCGAACAAGCAAUUGAGGGAGUCCAACAUGUAUUAAGACAAAAAAGAAUGACUAUAUUGGCAAGCAAACGUAAUUGA
Messenger RNA from Diversispora eburnea, 3252 nucleotides. NCBI's taxonomy places the organism in Eukaryota, Fungi, Glomeromycota, Glomeromycetes, Diversisporales, Diversisporaceae. The record is from the annotation of a GenBank genome assembly.